Molecule: messenger RNA, 8080 nt
Organism: Lepisosteus oculatus (spotted gar)
Lineage: Eukaryota; Metazoa; Chordata; Actinopteri; Semionotiformes; Lepisosteidae
Source: RefSeq, a predicted model, not a curated record
AUAAUUACAAUAAUAGAUAUGUAAGCCUUUAUAACCUUUUUAGCUGUGGGCAAUGUAUUUUUGUUAUUCUCCAAUGAUUCGAGCUGACAUGAUUUGUGUGCCGACAGGCUUAUUUGGCAUGCAUGCUAUUGACUCGUAGUAACAGGACUGCACACAGGGCCCUUGUCUCUUCAUUGUAAUUUCAGUGUUCCACUCCUUUAUUUCUGUUGUUGGAUACUAAGCAUUUUCUUCCCACCCUACGUUUUAAAGACAAAUUUAUGCCUACAUUUGAUCUGGCAUCAGGGCAGGCUGAAAGCUUUUUUUUUGUCAGUAGUUAUUCAGAUAAAGGUUUAGGUUCUGUGAAACAAAUCUACACCAUGUAAUUUGUACAGUUUAAAUUCCAGAUUAAAUACUUAAAUCUUUCAGGACACUUUGGCAAAUGUGCUGAAAGUGAAAAUUAAUGUAAAGUUGUGAAGUGCUUGUAAAUAGCUGAUGAAUUGACAUUGCCAAAGCAACAUUGAAAUCAUAUUCAAAUGUGUAUUUUACUGUAACGUAUGCAUAAAAAACUAAAUUUAGGCAGAGAUAAAUAUUUAUUUUCCAUUUGAUGGAGCGUUAUUGACUUAUAGAUGUCUGACCUUCAUAAUUUAAGAGCAUUUGGUCAAGAAUUUUAAGUGCUGUUUCCAGUAUAUAUACAUAUACAGUAUACAUACACAAUGAUUUUGAGAAGGGUAACUCAAGAAGGAAAAAUAUUUUUUUUAUAAUUGGAGCAGAGUGUUUUUUGUAUUGUGACAAACUCAUAAAUACAGUAAACAAUGAGCAGGGUUAAUACAGUGGGGGUAUGUCCUUACCUAAUGCUAGGACUGCUUGAACAUCAUGCUCUGUGCAGGAUCAGCAGUACUGGUUUGGGGACAGUAGCCCGUUGCUGGCUUGGAGUCCUUGCUGAUUUCUGGGGUGUGUGUUGACAGGGAACAGUCUAUUGCAGGUGCUCACUUUAAGUAUGUGCCCAGGCUGUAGCUCACUCUCUGCCUCUUCAUCUUUGUGUUAUCCAAGACGUGGUUGGAGAUGGUAAUCUUUCUCUUUAGAAAGUCUGGGACGUAUAUAUUCCCUCACAUUUUUUUUUCCUGCUCAGGUUGACUUAACCUGAGCGGCACAAAAAAGCUGUAGUGCAGGAUGUCCAGGGGUUCCCAUGUGAGAACUCGGCGAUCGACUGAAAAGACCAAAGGCAAGGCCCACCAGCAUAAUGGAAGAAGUCAACAGCAUUCUUCAGGCAGAGGAAGCUCAACUUGUAGAUCAGGAUGGAAGAGACAGGAGAGUUUCAGGUACUAAAAGCACUCAAGUCCCCUGUCCAGUUGUACUGAAGGAGGUGAGAUGUUCUUCAGAUGCCGCAGACGCAACUCUUCCAACAGUAACUGAGAAAGGAGCAGUACCCAGGGAUGAGAGAAUGAGUAAUAAGCUACAAAUCCAUCAAAAUUGACAUUGGUGAUUUAAACCAUGGAGCCAGGCCACAAAACACCAGAUGACCCACCAGAAAGCGUAGAAAAUGGAAAGAGGGAUGAGAAGAAAUGGGAUAUUUCUCAGCUACAGCCAUCGGCAUUUCCUACUAAUGUGCAAAGAAUGGAAUUUGGUUUAAAAGAUCUCUCAGUUGUACUUCCAGUGACGCAUAAUCUUCACCAGUAUGUUUCACAACAAAUUCGAGAGACACUUGCGAAACCAAAAAUGCAGACAGCAAGGAAGUCUUUCAAGAAGAAGCCUUUUAAAGAGAGCCAAGGGACAGAAAGCUCCGGUGCAUGCUAUCAGUUCAGGCAGAGCCCACAAGAUGGGGUAAAAAUUUCUGGGAAAAUACUCAGGUUCAGCUGUUCCGAAUGCAAGGGUGAAGCUGCAUUCAGUCCUAAUGACUUGUUGAAGCAUUUUCAGGUAGCUCACCAAGGAUGCCUACCAACAUAUCCUUGUGACAUGUGCAAUUUUACAGCUAAUGAUUUUCCUGUCCUUCAGCAGCAUCGGUUAGGCCAUCGGGAUACAUAUGUUAAGUGUGAAAUAUGUAAUGACAAUGUACAGUACAGCCUCCUACAGCUUACUAGACACUUCAGUUCAUAUCAUAGCUCAAAUGGCCAUUACCGUUGUGAAAAGUGCAAGUUCUCCACAAAAGAUGUGGGAACGUUUGUGCAACAUAUACAUCGACAUAGUGAGGUUCAGUACAAAUGUGGCAAAUGCCAACAUGUGAGUUACACAAAAGGGGAGUUUCAGAGACAUCUGCUGGUUCACACCGGCACAUUUCCUUUCCAAUGUCAAUUCUGUGACUACGGGGCAACGCGGAAGGAUUAUGUUUUAAAGCACAUGAAUGCUGUGCACAGCGAUGAGAUUGAAAGAAAAUGUAAAUUGAAGGACAAAGAAGAUGGUGCUAAAACCUUAGCGGAUGCAAAAUCUGGGUUAAAGCUUUUGUUGAAGAGGAAUACAGCUGGAGUUGCAAGGGACGCCCAGUGGAGGACUGCCGGAUUCCAUGCUUUGUCUGGAGGAGGUUUGCUGGAUGAAUAUGGAAGAUUGGCAAAUCCAGAAAAGACUUUGGAAGAGACCCAGCAGUUUUUAGAGAGAACUGUAGCCUCUGAGAAAGACUGUAUUCAGUGGGCUAAGGCUCGAAAGAGUGAACAGCAAUACUUGUCACCAUCAACACCUGCUGUAUUGAAGCCCAAGAUGGAAAGCUGUUUAGGUUCUAAUUCAGGAUUCCUAAAAACUGGUGGUAGUGGAUCCUCUGUGCUCAUGGUAAAAAAUAAAAUUUCUAUUCCUCCUAAUUGCACUACUAAAUUCAUGGGGUUCAAGAUGGUGGAUGGCAAAAGACAUUUGGUUCUCAAAGUAAUACCUGCUGCUAAGUUAGGUUCUUCUCCACAAACUGUUGCACCGUCUGUUGAAAAAGAUGCGAAAGGCCGUGGUCCAGAGAAAGGAAUGAAUGGUCCCAUCUGUGUUGAAGAUGUAGCAUUACAAUGUAGUAGCCUGCCAGUGUCCUCUCAUUCAUCUUUAUCACAGAGCACAUUACCUGCCUGCUCAGACUCUCAAUCAAGUAUUAACAAAGGCAGUUCUGUUGUUAAAGAAUUGCUUCAAGCUGAGAACCAGGAAAGCAGUAGCACGUCACACACAGUUGUUAAUGAUGGACAUCCAAUUAGUGAUGAUGAGCAAAAGCCCAGUUCCAGUGCUUCCCCAACAACAUGCAAAGUCUUCCACACUACAAGUCAGAAAGCACAAAUCGCACAUCCCUCCAAAGCAGAAAUGGAUCAGCAGAGCGAACACACUUCCUUGGUUGAAUUUGCUUCCAAUAAAACGAGCCCAGAAAUGGACAAAGAAAGUUUAAGCUCAAAAGAGACUCUGCUAGAGAGUAUUGUAGUGGACAAUGAAAAUAACUCCGACUUAAAUUCUUCACGUCAAGAAGUUUUUAGCUUUCAUAAUUACUCGAAGGACAGGGCUUCGAGUGAGUCCUCCGAUACUGUAAAAGAGAGUGGUGAUCAGGAAGCUUCACAGCUCAUGACAGAUGUGUGUGUGAAGGAUAGUUUUCAGAGUCAGUGCGCGAAGGAUUUGACUGGUACUAGCUUGACUUUAGCAGAUGUACUUUCACCCCACUCACAGGACUGUAAAGUAGAUGAGGAAAUGGGGGAGAUAAUUGCAGAUCAACUCUCCAGUCAGGGUGUGAUGGAAAAAGUCCCAGACAGUGAAAUUGAAGUUGAUGAAUGCAUUGCUACUGUUGAAGAGGAUUCUGCUGAGCCCUCUGAUGUUUUGGAGGAGCCCGAGGAUUCUCUUUUCAUGCCCAAAAUCACAUCGGUUUUUUCAUUGCAGAGUGAGGAAAACGGUCCUCAGCUGGAUGUUAAUCAGCUUCUUGAGAAAGUGCUGGAAACAGAAAAUAAAAAAGCAUCUAUCCUUUCCGCACAGGAAAAAAAGGAGUUAAAAGUUGCUGCAGGGGAGAGUACCGUUGGAAAUCCAUGCAGUGCCACUGCCUUGGGACGGAUACUUGAAGAGCAUUCUGAUGCAAUUAUAAGUCAGCAGCUGGAAAAAGAGAGGAUUUCCUCUGCUAAUCAAGAUCCUGUUAAGAAUUCUGCUGCAACUCUGAGGAUUCUUCAACCUAUUAAUGUCACAGAGGGUAAGAAGCAAGUUUUUCUUAAGCCUUGUCAAAAUGGGUUUGCUCUACCCAUUCAGGUUGGAAGCAAUCAAGGAUUUCAAUUAAUUACAGGGUCUUCACAUCCUCAAAUAAAUGUGUCGUACCUAAAUACUGGAAAGGAAAGACCUAAAAAACCACCGGGACUGACCUUUACUUUGAAUAAUGGCAGAAUAGGCACAACUGCACAGAUUGUAGGUGAUAAGAAGGUAAGUGGUGGUGCGGGAAAUGGGGAAGAAAGUGCAGUACUUUGCUGUGGCUCCAGCACAGGUCAUUAUAUUGUCAACAACAUGCCUCUGAAAGGAUCCCUGAUCUUAUCAAACUCAGUUCAGUCUCUUUCUGGAGAACGGACUUCAAAUUUGCCGACAUGUUUCUUAGUCCAGAGACAGCUGCCCAUGGUAACGAGCACUUCGUGCCAAAGUGGUGUUACUGUCAGUCAUAAUAUUCAAGGUCAACCACAACGCCCUGUUUUAGCUGUGCCGAUAAAUUCUCCAGAGAAACCUGCUGUUGUACAAGCUGGACGACAAGCGUUUUUACUGAAAUGUGUGACUCCAGUCAAACAAGGGACAUUGCUGAACAGUCAAAUUGAAGCAAAAGUUUUGAAUCAGAACUGUACAUCAAAUGAAAGUGGAGGUAACAAAGUUUUACUAAAGAUUGUUAGAAAUGCGUCUGGUAGCAGUUUUCCAUCCAGCACUGGUGAACUGAAUGGAAUACAAACACUUGCUAUGACAAACCAACCUGUAUACCUGACUACUGGUGCUUUACAGUCCUCUUGUAUUUCGAGGUCAUCAAACCAAUCAAUUGUGAAUGUCUCCACAGGCUAUAAGACAUCAGGACCUUCACAAGACUCCAGCAAUGAACCACUCACAGUUUCACAGUUGUUGAAUUGCUCAUCUCCUGCUGCUGUGCAAGGUAAAUCGAAGGAGAAGGAGUCUGGUGUUAACAGUCAUGGCAAAAUCAAGAGAGUGUGUCUGCCAUCACCAAAGCAGAACCACUUGGCCAUCAGAAAAAAAAGGCAAAGAGGGCUUUUACUUGAGGAGUCUUCGGGACCCUCACCAAAAGCUAAGAAACCACUCAGCAAAAAAUGGAAAGAAACAGAGAAAGGUCCAGCAGAUGCUCAUGAACUAUGUGCAACACCGGUGCCUAAGGACGUUGAGAGAACACUGAGGCUUUCACCUUUCAGUGCUACACAGCGUAUCAAAUGCCCACGAAGAAACCAACCUGUUGUAGUACUUAAUCACCCAGACGCAGAUGUGCCCGAAGUGGUUAAUGUCAUGAAAACAAUUAACAAGUUUAAAGGACAUGUACUAAAGGUAGCAUUAUCCCAAAGAACAAUUGAUGCCCUCUCCGAAUUGAACUGUGACCCUUUAAACGAAAAUCCUUCACUUAAUAUUCAUGCAACUCGUAGCCGGAGAGCUAAGCCAGUUAGCCCCGUGAAAGAGAGGUAUAUUCUGAAGCUGAGGUUGAAAAAGACGAGCAGGAAUAAAUAUAAGGUUGUGAAGUCUACCUCUGACAGCACUGAAAAACCAACGUUUAGCUGCUGGUUUUGUGGUCGAAUUUUUGACAACCAGGAAGAGUGGAUAGGCCAUGGGCAGAGGCAUCUGAUGGAAGCUACAAGAGAUUGGAAUAAGUUGUUCUAAACCUCCAAGUGCAGCAGCAGCGCCCGUGAAGACCUAGGCUGUUGUAUGUUUACUCAGUCCCGUCAUGUGCCUUUAAUCCAUUGGACUUUUUCCUGGAGGCACUGGAAGAGCCAUUGUGUAAACAAAAAUAUACAGUGUAUAUUUUGUUAUAAAGUUGAAAUUUCUUACCAGUUUCACAAAGAAAGUGUACGAUUUGUUAUACUUAAACAGUAACAUUUGUCUUGCUCCUGUAUAAUUUAUGGGGAAAUAUGGUUUUCCAAAAUGUCCUUUUUUUAAGAUCUCUUUAAAAGUGAGAUUUAACAGGUGUGUCUCGUUGGUGCAACUUUAAACCAAAUUUAUAGAGGUUUAACCUUUUUAUUUUUAUUUAAAUUAUUCAGUGGAAAUGUGAAUAAGCCAGGAUGUGCAUAUGGUCUUGUAUUUGUAUAUAGGUGAAGAAUAAUGCUACCCACAUGAACAUGAUUGAAGGGGUGCGUGUUCAUUUGACAAUACUUGAUAAUUGGUGAUCUUUACAUACACCAAUGCAGAGAUAACUCAGGUGAUUCCAGCUUAUUUGUAUAAAAAACAAAAGCAUUUAUGAACUGAAGUACAUACACAAUUUUCUGUAAUUUACAUAAAAAAUUACAAGCCGUCAGCAUUUUAUAACUUUUGUUUCAGGGAAAACUGAUAUUUUGUUAGGAAUUCUGCAUCAUGUUCAUUUACUUUUUUUUCAUUACUGUACAUUACAAACACGCAAGGUCAACCCGUGCAAAAAAUAUUUUUAUAUAUAUUUCUCUGUACCAAAAAUGCUCUGCUCUGUAAAUAUGUAAUUUGUUGGAAACAUUUACACUAGCUUUCUGGCAUAUUGUCAGGAGUCCAUUCUCAUUAUAAGAAGAUAGUUUCAUUUACGGGUAUCUAAAAUGUUGAUAUUUUCUCCUUAACCUCAUAUAGCAUAUGUCCUGUGUAUGUGUAAAAAUGUUCCUAUGGAAAGUAUUUGCAAAAACUGUUACAAUUGGUUUAUAUAGUGUACAUAUUUAGUCCCAGUUUAUUUCUUUCUGUAUUUCAGUUACAUUUUUUUUAACAGCCAUUCUUGGUUCUGCAGUGGUAGAGGCAGUUUCAGUACUUUAUCCAGUCACUAUUGGUGCUUCUUUCAAGCCUCUGAAAGCUCCACUAUCUCUCCCAAGACCACUAAAGACGUCAUUCAUACUGCUUCCUGAAAUGGACUUUUACUGAAAACUUUGAAACUGCCGCUAAGGAUGAAUUUGGCAGUGGUAGGACAUUAAAAUGGACAGCAGUAAAGAAAAGAUGAAACAAAGGUGCGUCUUAAAGAGCAUAGACAAGAGUUGUAUAAUUUGUAUUUUAAUCAAUAAAAUUUUAGUUUUAACGUGUGUAAUUAUGCAUCACAUUCAGUGUUGUGAUGAAAAACACCAAUAUUUUGACAAGACUUGAAAAAUCCAAGUAAAGCUGAGCUAAUUAUUAACAUGUAGCUAAUUGGUGGUCAGCAAAAAAUAAAGACAAAUAGCCCAGUGGGGCAAUGAGGGAUUUUUGGGGAAAAAACUAUUGUGCCUAGAUAAGUGCUCCUCACUUUCCCAUUACUGAGGAAUGGGGAUCUGUGUAAUUUGAAAACAUUUCUUGUGUAACACUGGGUUUUAUUUUUCUGACUAUUUUAAUGGCUGCAAGUAAUUCCCUAUACUAUUCAAAUAAUGAAAAAAGUAACAAAAAAUAAUGUAAUAGUUAACUCUUGUAUAUGUAUGCUGUAUCAUGAAUUAAUUUCAAAUAUUGUGUGUUGUGUACACCUGUAUUCAGUAAAUUAGAGGCUGGUGUGUCUAUGCAGGUGCUUAACAAGGAAUAUUGAUAUUAAUCUCCACACACUGGAUCCUGUAAAAUAAAAAAAAGGUAGAGGAUAUUUACAUGGCAUUAUUUGGAUAUAGUCCAUAGGACCACAGGUUUCUUUCCAGUCGAGUUCUGACAUGAUGCUGAAUGGAUGUGCAGGUUGCAUUGCUUUCACUCGGUGUCUCGGCAUUGACUGCCUCUUUUUUAACAAUGUGGACCCCAUCAUAAUCACUUCUGACUCCUUAUGCAGACCAGCACUGAAUCGCCAAGUACACUUUCUACUUCGCUUAUCUUACAAAUCUUAUUUUUGAUUCAGACUCUUACAAACCGGAGAAUUUUUCCAUUGUUAAUAGCUAUCUAAUGGGGCAGGGAGAAUAGUUCAAUAUAUUUUUGUACUCUUAAAAAGUGCCUGAAAUGUGUUGUUACAGGUUAACACUACAUUGUACUGUAAAACCCCAUGCUUUCUUGUUAUAUGUAGGAAGAUAUUUGUAAUAAAUGUAAAUACUUUGAAAAGUCA